This is a messenger RNA of Ichthyophthirius multifiliis, 888 nucleotides long. RefSeq lists its product as hypothetical. The transcript has a single exon. Lineage: Eukaryota; Ciliophora; Oligohymenophorea; Hymenostomatida. The record is from RefSeq and is a predicted model, not a curated record.
AUGAAACUAUAUAAAUAAGCCCGAAAACUUUUAAUUGAUUAAUACGAAUAUAAGCCAUAACCAUUUUUAAUGACUAUGGCAAAGCCUUUAAUAUAACAUCCUGAAUUAUAUGAAGAGGCAAAAAUAUUUGUAGCCGAAUAAUUAAAUAGUUAUUAACUUCUUCCGAUACCUAUUAAUGUUCCAUUUGAAGAAAGAAUGUCAUUCAUGAAUAUAAUGUUUGAUAGUUAUGUAAAAUACUCUUCAGUAUUAAUAUGUCAAUAAACACAUAGAAUAGGAGGCGUUUUUUUGGCUUAAGAUUUCAAAAAUAAGCUAAAAAUGCCUUAACAUGCACCUGAUUGGGCGCAUAGAAUGCAAAAUUUAUAUGAUUAUGCUGAAGAGGAAUAUUAUAAAAAAGAAGAUAUUGACACUAAGAAAAUAACAGAUAAUAUAUUUAUUAGAUAAGAAAUUAUGGCGAUAACAAAAGAAAUGCAAGAGUCUAAUUAUGAUAAAUUACUAAUUUACCACAAUACAAAAUUACAAAUAUAAUGGGAUUACAAAAUGUCUUUUUAUUUAACUAAUUCUUAUUUAAAAAGCGGGUUAUUAAAGUUUUUGGGAUAUUAAAAAGUUUUGGAUAUUGAUUUGGAUAAUUAUACUGAUAAAGAUACUAAUUAAAAAUAUUUUAAAGAGAAUGAAGAUUUGAUUGUUAGAUAAUGUCAACUUUGUGUUGCAGAUUACCAUAAACUUAAUUGGAAGGAACUUACAUAACUUAAUUUGAGAUUUGAUGUAUUGGUUGAUGAUAUAAAUGUUUAGGAUUUAAAAAUUGAAAAUAUUAAACAGAGUGUUAAAAAUUUAAAACCUGAAGAUUUUUAAGAUUUUAAUGUAGAAAAUAUUAAAAAAAAAAAAUCUUGA